CGAGCGUCGCGGGGAGCGGGCGAGGGGCAGGGCGGCCACUAGGGUGCGCUGCGAGACCGGGAAUCCCCACCGGGGCACUCCACCCCCGGCCGCCGCGCCGCCGCGCCGCCCGGAGCCGCGCGCAAGCCGGGCCCUCGCCCCCCUCGAACUCGAAUUUACAGGGGUUUUUUUUCUUUCUUUCUUUCCCCCUCUCCUGUGACAUUUACUCCAAAUCGUAAAAUGAAGUGUAAGCCGAGCUUUGCCGCAGGCGGCUGUCGGUCUCUGCUUUCAGACUCGAGGUCCCGGCAUGGGAUGCGCUGCCCGCGGCGGUGCUAACCCCGGGGGACCGGGUGGGGCCCCCAGCGCCGCGCCGCGCCGCGGGCCUGGCCUCUCCCUCGACCGAGGCCGAGGAGCGCGCGAGGCCCACGUCCGGCCCCGCCCGGGACGCGGGUGCGCUCGGAACGCGGCGGGCGGCUGCCCCGCCGCCGGUUCAAGUGCAUCGCCGGGCUUGGAGUCCGCGGCGCUGGGAGCGAGUUCCCCUCGCAGCCCCGUCUCCGGAGUCCAGCGUGGCCCGCCGCUCCUGAGAGCCCUCUUCCCGACCCUCCUGGUUGCGCUGGGCCGCCGGCCUACAGCAGGGACCCGGCCCCGGGCCCACGGCCGCAGGCUCCCCAAGUCCAACGUGGAGGCUCCGCCUGGAAAAGAAGUCCGACUUCCUCUCCACGCUGCUCCGAGGGGAAUCUGGACUCAGCAGGAAAUUGCUCGAGCGCCCAGCCUGCGCCUUUGCAAUCAGCCCUCGCUCUGCUGAAGAGAAGCAGCUCCCACCAAAGUCUUGCCUCCCCCUCCCCCCGAAAGCCCCGCGCAGGUUUGUAAGGAGGGUACGAGAUCUGCAAAGUAUUUGUCUUCGAGGGAGAAAGAUGUCGGUGACGGUGCCCAAUGAAAGACGGGUGUUUUUUAGCUAGAGAUAACCAACGGGCCACGUCUUGUUUUGCAGUCCAAAAUGAUGCAAACGCUGCCAUCUAAGGAGUCAGUGUCAGGAGUGUAUUAAUUAUGUUAGUGAAAUAGGAAAUAAAUGGGCAGUGACAUAUUUCGUGGCAUCAAUUUUCCUCAGGGAUGUCUAAGGUUUUAAGCUUCAUUUAAGAAUGAGCUACAUUCUGCCAGGAAGUAAAUAUUUUUCAGUAACCCCUUGCUAAAGCCCAGAAGAGGUAAGUUAAAGUUACCACCUAAGCUGCUUUAGUUUGCUGUCGAGGCUUGUGCGGGUUACUUGGAGGAGGAUGCCUUGUAUUUUUAAUUUUCCAGAUGGCAAGAGCAUUUGAUUUUUAUGUGGCCAGGUAAUGUCCAAGGCAAAUGGAGGACCCGAGGGUCUUUUGAUAAGCAACAUUCGCUUGACACUUCUAGCCUAAAAUAGCUAUAAUUAACUUAUAGUGGGAAUUAUAGCCCCAUGUUUUACAUUUGAUUGUCAUAAGUUAUAUGGAAAAAGUGUUCUUUAACAGUUUUUUAAACAGCCCUGUUUAUUGUCAUUUGCAAAGUAUUGAAUUUGAAAUAGCCUGGUCUGGAGCAUGGAGUUAAAAAGCAAAACAAUUUAAAUAUGAUUUGACAUUUGCUAUGAAAGACUUUGAGAACUAAUAAAAACAGAAUUAAAAAGAAUGGGUAUAAGUAAUAAAAUUUCUUUUUGACUCAACCGUGGCUGCCUCGGGGAAGGGACAGAUGACAUGGCGGUGACUUUGAGCCAUUCCCUGCAGAGGGCAAUUGUGAAUGUGGUUGGUCAGUGCUCCUUUGAAAAAUGAAGGGCAAGUAGGCUUAAGGAGCAAAUAUAGAAACAAAUAUUUUACUACAUAGGAUUUUCUUAAGAGUUCAGACGGAAAGUUUUGUAUUUAAAAUUUCAUGAUUUCUUCGUUGAUUUAUGAAAUUCAAAAGGAAACUUUAUACUUAUAUUAUUUUGUUCUGGGAUCACAUUUCAUAUUGAAGUUCAUCUGUCCUUCAGAAAAAAUAUUUUCAUAAAAAUAUUUUCAUCAGGAUUAGUAUUUUUAACUCUCUUCAGGUAGAUGUAUGAUCGCUGUCAGUAAUUUUUUAAAAAACGUUAACCAAGGUUAGCGCAACCCUAUUCAAGGAGUUUGGUUUAUUCCAAAACUAUAAAUGUAAUCUAGAUAAAAUUGUAAUAUCAAAGGUUUUUGUAAAGAAAUUUGGGAAUGAAUACAUUUUAAAUGAAUACUAAAACAUGUUUUAAAAGAGUUCUCCCACUAUUCCCCCCUUCCAAAGAAAAAUCAGUUUUCCAUUCUAUAGAAAUAUUAUAAUCAGGUAUAAGAAAAUUAUUACUAUAAUAACAGUUCUGUCAAGAUGGUGGAUACUUUUGAAUGUAUUACGAAGAAAAAAGAAUAUUCCUGGUUCUUUAUAUGUUUGAGGUACUUGAAAUGGCUAGAAGUUUGUAAAAACAUUUUACUACCAAAAUAUACAAGACCAUUAAAAUGUGCAAGUAAUUAAAUUUUAAGUGACUAAGAAGUAUUUUUUCCAACUGCUUUUUAAUCUUUGAAAUUUUUAUGUGUACUUCAAUGAGUGCCUCUCUUUUAAC
Molecule: messenger RNA, 2545 nt
Organism: Orcinus orca (killer whale)
Lineage: Eukaryota; Metazoa; Chordata; Mammalia; Artiodactyla; Delphinidae
Product: translation initiation factor IF-2-like
Exons: 1
Coding region: 287-784 (165 amino acids)
Source: RefSeq, a predicted model, not a curated record